This is a messenger RNA of Anguilla rostrata (American eel), 5642 nucleotides long. RefSeq names its product C2 calcium dependent domain containing 5 (gene c2cd5). Gene Ontology annotation, cellular component: plasma membrane. The transcript has 29 exons. NCBI's taxonomy places the organism in Eukaryota, Metazoa, Chordata, Actinopteri, Anguilliformes, Anguillidae. Gene Ontology annotation, biological process: positive regulation of D-glucose transmembrane transport; intracellular protein transmembrane transport; positive regulation of vesicle fusion. The coding region runs from base 837 to 4367 and encodes 1176 amino acids. The record is from RefSeq and is a predicted model, not a curated record. Gene Ontology annotation, molecular function: calcium ion binding; calcium-dependent phospholipid binding.
AUAUUUUGAAUGACAUUUCAUUUAUUUAAUUAACGAGCUACCUGUUCGUGUGUUUGUUUGUUUAGCUAGGCAGCUAACGGUGCCAUUACUUUUAUUUAGCUAUCUUGCUAGCUAACGUUAGCUAGCACGAGCUAGUAACUUAGGCGACAAAUGUUCUUCGCGGCAGGCCCUUCCCACCUUAGAGCGCGAGCUACGGUAGCCAACACAAACUGCAGUUCAGUGCGAUUUCGGCUUUUCCCCUUAUCUUAACAUUAGGUCUUAAUUACAAUAUGCAUGGGUAUCUAAUUAGGAACUGCUAUGAACCCAUGUGCAACGAGUGACAAAUGUACUAUAUUCUGCGGCAAGCUAGAACCCUAGCGUGUUGUUUGCUCGCAAGUGUUAGCUAGCACUUUCUGUCAGGAGACCGAGACUGCUCAUUUCGAUAAUGCUGUAUACCGUUGCUCUUUUUACUUGCUUGCUAAUGAAUUGUAACGUGUAACAUUUUCGUAUUUUUUAUUUGGUAUUUUUUACGUGAGCUACAAAUGGUGUCGCAUGUUUUGGUUGCUAGCUAACGUUAGAUAGUUAGCAAAAGAUGAUGCUUUGACUGCAGAAAAUGUAGCUUAGCUACUUGCGCUAAUUGCGUCUGUCAAAAACAUCUGUGAGGCACCCACGUGCUCCUGUGUUGUCAAGACACCGAUUCCUGGAUAUUAAUUAAUUCAGCGCUAACGUCCCGUGUAAUGCACCUGUAACAUCAAGGCACGUAUGACUGCAACGCAAGAGUGUCAGUUAAAUGUCAAAAUUUAAAUGCACCUGUGCAAGACAACUAGUUCGCAGCUACAAGACAAGACGCCGUAACCAUGCCGGGGAAACUGAAGGCCAAGAUUGUGGCUGGGCGUCAUUUGCCCGUUAUGGACAGAGCAAGUGACCUGACAGACGCGUUCGUUGAGGUAAAAUUUGGAACCACAACCUUUAAAACCGACGUGUACCCAAAAUCCCUUAACCCACAGUGGAACUCGGAGUGGUUCAAAUUUGAGGUGGAUGAUGAAGACUUGCAAGACGAGCCGUUGCAGAUUACAGUGCUGGACCACGAUACGUACAGUGCUAAUGAUGCCAUAGGCAAGGUCUACAUAGACAUAGACCCUCUGCUAUCGAACGAAGCUGCUACAGUCAUCUCUGGGUGGUUCCCCAUUUAUGACACUAUACACGGUAUCCGUGGGGAGAUUAAUGUUCUUGUGAAGGUGGAUCUCUUCAACGACCUGAACCGCUUCCGCCAAUCGUCCUGCGGAGUCAAAUUCCUCUGCACCACGUCCGUCCCCAGGUGCUACCGGGCGGCCACGGUGCACGGCUUCGUGGAGGAGCUGGUGGUGAACGAGGACCCGGAGUACCAGUGGAUCGACCGCAUCCGCACCCCCAGGGCCUCCAACGAGGCCCGGCAGAGGCUCAUCUCUCUCAUGUCCGGCGAGCUCCAGCGGAAGAUCGGCCUGAAGGUGCUGGAGAUGGGGGGCAACGCGGUGGUGGGCUACCUGCAGUGCUUCGACCUGGAGGGCGAGUCGGGCCUGGUGGUGCGCGCCAUCGGGACGGCCUGCACCCUGGAUAAGCUGAGUAACCCCUCCGCGGCCGUCCCGCCCGCAUGCAAUUCCCCGUCCAAAGACAUCAAAGAGCUUCCCUUCAGCGAAGACCCCAACCCUAAUACUCACUCAUCUGGACCCUCCACCCCAAUGAAAACCCAAACUUAUUCCUUUUCACCCUCCAAGUCCUACAGCCGACAGUCUUCCUCCUCUGACACAGAUUUGAGUUUGACACCUAAAACUGCAGCCAGGCCCCCCAAGGGGCCCAGGAUUUUCCUGUGUCCCAGCUCCCCUGUCCUGCCCACCGACUUCCCGCCCAUUUACUCAAACGCUUUGCGCCUGCUCCCCGGGUCAGAUCCGGGCCGGGGGCUGCACCCUGUCCCGUUCUCCAGCCGCCAAAGCCCCGCUGGGCUCAGAAAGAGUGUCUCUUUCAGUGAGGACCUGCUACAGGCGGCCUCUGGAAUGGGCAGUGGAGGCAGUGCGGGGAAGGAAGGCGGGCCUCUGAAGACCCUGCUGAGACAGCAGACCCAAUCAGCACUGGAGCAGAGGGAGUUCCCCUUCUUCACCCUCACCUCCUUUCCGCCCGGCUUCCUGAUCCACGUCGGGGGUGUGGUCAGCGCCCGGUCGGUCAAACUCCUGGACCGCAUCCACAACCCCGACGAGCCGGAGACGCGGGACGCCUGGUGGGAAGAGAUCCGACAGGAGAUCAAAUCUCACGCCCGGGCGCUGGGCUGCCACGCUGUGGUGGGAUACAGCGAGUCCACCAGCAUCUGUGAGGAGGUGUGCAUCCUGUCGGCCUCGGGCACGGCGGCAGUCCUCAACCCCAAGCUCAUGCAGGAGGGCUGCCUGGACGGCUACAGUGACCCCAGCAGGUUGUCACGGCAACCGGCCGCCUUUUCCGCAGGGUCAGAGAAGGGCGAGUUUGAUAUUUUCCCUCAGAGCAAGGAUAGUUCUGCCCCGCUAGGGCUGGAGGAUCCGUCGCCCCCUGGCUGCGGGUUCUGUCACAUCCCCUACGACGAGCUGAACAUGCCCUUCCCCGCGCAGCUCACCUUCUGCUACAACUGCCGGAGACAGAAGGUGCCGGACGUGCUCUUCACCACCAUAGACCUGCCCACGGAGGCAGCCGUGACCGGCAAGGGCUGCCUCAUCCAGGCCAGGCUGUGUCGGCUGAAGAAGAAGGCCCAGGGCGAGGUGAACGCCACGGCCAUCAGCAACCUGCUGCCCUUCAUGGAGUACGAGCUGCACACGCAGCUGAUGAACAAGCUCAAGCUGCGCGGCAUGAACGCGCUCUUCGGCCUGCGCAUCCAGAUCAGCGUCGGGGAGAACAUGCUGGUGGGGCUGGCGUCUGCUACAGGGGUGUACCUGUCGGCCCUGCCCACCCCGGGGGGGAUCCAGAUCGCCGGGAAGACCCCCAGCGACAUCACCUGCGAGCAGCACGUCUCCAACAUGCAGAAGAAGAUCAACGACACCAUCGCCAAAAACAAGGAGCUCUACGAGAUCAACCCGCCCAAAUUGUUUGUGCUGGAUCCAGAGGCUUUCAGAGGCAUUGACACGGAAGUGGUGGAGGAGGUGAUCGGGUCGCCCAUCCCGGAACCCCGGCAGCGCACCCGGCUCUUCCGGUCGCACUCGGAGAGCUCGGACGAGACGUCGGAGCUGGACCUGUCCCACGGGAAGAAGGACGCCUUCGUGCUGGAGAUUGAUGACACGGACGCUGUGGAGGACAUCCAGUCCCUCCUCACAGAUGCGGGCUCUCCAGCAGGCUUUUACAGCUGCAAUACGGAGACCAUGCCUGGGAUUUACAACUGGACGUCAGGGUUACAGAUGUUUACUUCAGUGAGGGUGUUCAGGCUGAGCAAUGCCAACCUGACCAAUCAGGGACUCAACAAGAUCUUCAGCGAGCUCUGUGAGAACCUGCUCAAGAGUCUGUACUUUAAGCUGCGCUCCAUGAUCCCGUGCUGCCUCUGCCAUCUGAACUUCACGGUGGCCGUGCCGGAGGACGAGCUCAUUCAGGUGGCCGUCACUGCCGUUGCCAUGACGAUUGACAAAGACCAGACCCAAGAAAACUGGAAACUGGGUGCCGACAAAACCCACAUGAGAGCAAUAGCGGAGAACGAGGAGCAGCUCCAGUUCCCCAUGGAGCUCUGCACAGACAGUCCGUCCUCCAACCCUUUCUCCCCCAGCAGAGGGCUUCCCGAGGGCGCCACCCCCAGAGCUGCAUCCGUUGAUUACAGUUCCUUUGCAGACAGAUGGAGCUCCUGGAUAGAACUCAUUAGGCUGAAAGCUCAGACCAUAAGGAGGGGAUCAGUUAAGACAAGUAGGAGGACUCUGUCUCUAGCGCGCUCCGCCUCGUCGCUGGAUAAGGCCAGCCCCCUCCCCGAGGGCAGGUCGCGGUCGCUGCGGUCCACCCGCUCGUACGCCGGCAGCACGGUCGCCGUGGUGAAGAUGACGCCGCUCUCCUUCAUCCCCGGCACCAGGAUCACCAAGUACCUGGGGAUCAUCAACAUGUUCUUCAUCCGCGAGACCACGUCCCUGCGGGAGGAGGGCGGUGUGAGCGGCUUCCUGCACGCCUUCAUCGCGGAGGUGUUCGCCAUGGUGCGCGCCCACGUGGCCGCGCUGGGGGGGAACGCGGUGGUGUCCUACAGCAUGAAGGAGUGCGUCUUCAUGGAGAACCCCAACAAGAACCAGGCUCAGUGCCUUAUCAACGUCAGCGGCGACGCCGUCAUCUUCGUGCGCGAGUCGGAGUCGGAGCCGGCCCCGCCCGCGCCGCCCCAGCCGUCCAGCAGCCAGGCCCCGUGCAGCGGGAACGAGGCUGCCACGUAAAAAAAAGGGGGGGGGCGGAGCUAACGCUGCACGCUAACGCCGACCAAAACACCUCUGCAGCUGUGACCGCCUUAAAAUCCACAGGGACUCCUCAGCUCCUCGACCCCACCAGCCUGCACACGGCCACAGCGAGAGACGCCUGCCCCUCACACACUCCAGCCUCUCUCACCUGCAGGGACAGGGAGGAUUCACCACCAGGUGACCGACCUACUCUAGGCUCGUUACACUGGGCUCAGUAGUUAAGCGGUUUGUUCCCGCUUUUGGGCUCUCGUUGGUUAUUGGUUUGGUCCUUCCGGUGAGCUGGCCUGUCGUUUCAGAGCGCUCUCUUGCAACACGCAGACAGUUGAAAGUAAAAAUUGCCAUGUCCGUAGGUAAUACUGUAGACAUUCCAUAAAGGUGAGAGUGGAGGCAGCUGGGAUUUAAAUGCUAAAUCAAAGACGUCCACUGUGUAUGAGUUUUUUUUUUGUUGUAAAUUUAUGUAUAGUACGCCUGUUUUUUCCCUUGCUUUGCAAACCGCAAACCAAAUCUUCUUGCCUUUGGUGGACGGGGAGAGUUGAAUUGAGAACGAUUGCCAAUGAUUUCAAAUGAAUUUGUCGUACGAUAAAAUUAAAUGUAUAUAACCGAAAGGGGACGAUACUUCGGCGUCUUCGUCACAACCGCAACAUUAGCAAUGCCACAUUUUAUCUCCUUUCAUCCGUUUAGCCUCCUGUUACACGCCUGCUUGCAUUUUACUGGCUUCAGUAAGGUGCAAAGGAAGUUCACCCUUUCACAUCCAGUUAUAACUGUGGGCCAUUUCUUACAUUGUGUGCUGGUCACCACCACUGAGAUCUCACAAACCUACUACUGAACUUUUUUUAAAUGAUGUCCAAAAAUGCUGGAAAAAAUCAGCAGUUGAGUUUUGUUUUCUUUGUUUUUUUUUGUGUAGGUGCCACAGCAAAACAUUUUAUUUGUUUAAAUGUUGUACUAAAAUCUAAAAUUGGUAUUUUUGUAAUAUUAAAUUGAUGGAUUAGUAAACUGUGCAAUGCAUGUGCGAUUAAAUCCUAGGGGGGUUUGAAUUUGUACUGUGUGAUUUGGGGGGGUAUCGUCACGUAGUGAAUCUACUGGUCAAAUGGCGACAAUGCAGGUUGGACCUGUGCGAGACUUGAAUGUACAUACAGAUAAUGUUGCUUUGUUUGAAUUUGCAGCAUGCAGAUCUUUACCCUCUAUAUGAUUAUCUGCUUAUAGGCCUGAAGAUUACCCUGCCUUGCACAAUAAAGCUCUGUGUCCGUGGCUGUG